GAACCAGUCAAUUUACUCGUCAAAAGCAGCGGACUUCGAAAGGUUAUUCAUUUCGAAAGGCAUAAGGGCUUGAAGGGUGCGUGACGUGCGACCACCGCUGGCCGAGGCGUGGCCGAAGCUUCUGCAGCCUGCAGCUCUCCACCUUCCUUGGCCCAAGGCAGCUCCUGCAGAAAAGAUGAAGAUUCAUGUCUGUUCAUUGUCUUGUUGAAUGCAUGCAUCGCCUGUUCCUGAGUUUUGAAGGAAACAUCUGCUUACUUUCUUAUCCAUAAGCAAGCAGUAGUGGUUCGGAGAGGAAGGCGAAUUGGUGGCUCAUUGUCUGGUGUUGCCGUCAAUUGCACCCUAUCUAGCAACUGCAAAAUGAAGGGCGCUCAAGUGUUCGUCGUUCUGUUGGCGUUUGCCACCGCUGCCGGAGCGGCUGCAUCCGCCCCUGAACCUGCUCCGUCCCCAAAGUCACGAGUAUGUGUGCCAGACCACUGGCAGGGGCUUUCCUUCACUCGGGUGGAAGGAAAGGGUAAGAUGAUCCUGGCCAAGUCUGCCGUCGAUGUGGACAGCCAGAAGGCCGCCUCUGAGUUCAUCGCUUUCGGAGGCCAUCAUCACCAUCAUCAUCACCACCACAGGGCUGAGCUCGCCUCUGAGACUCAAGACGUGGAUGAGACCCAGGACAUGUCGUCCCUGCUGAACACUGAUGAGGACCUGGCUUCCGUCGCCAAGAAGCACGGCAAGGGCGUGGUGAAGGUCAUCGCUGACUUCUCAAAGGAGAAGGUUUACAUCACUUACCACAAGACCUGUGGCGAUUCAAACGUCACCUUCUGCAAGGUGAAGGACUUCGACCACCCGGCUGACCUCUCCACCAUGCUGUGCCUCCCCGAGAAGGCCAAGAAGGGUGGCACCAUCGUUGUUGGAGGGUCCCUUGAUGUCGACAUGUACUUCAUCAAGGCCAAGAAGGCAAUCGUCGUGGUGUCCCUUACCUCCGAGAGCAACAUCCCUGUCUCCAUCAACGCCGCAAAGAAGUGCCACAGCGCUGUUCAUACCAACUACUUCAACAUCACAAAGGACAUCGACGAGGGCUUCUUUGACGUCCCCGCCUCCUGUGAGGGGAAGAUGGAGGUUUCCCUGCCUUUGUCUCUCGCCAAGACUUUCGAGGAGCCUUCUUUCGGCAACCCUGCUGCCGAGCUGUUCAGCGGCGCCAGCUAUGAUGACAUGGAGAAAUACGACGACAGCAAUGACGAGAGCUUCUUUGGAAGGAUUGCAAAGACAGUGGCCGCCUUCUGGCGUGGCGUCUUCGGGUCUCGCCCUACGGAGACCAACGAAGCGUUUAUUUCAGCCCCCAAAAUCCGCAUGUAUGGGCAGGCGUAAGAAGAACUAUCUCUUCUGGGAUGUUUGCUGUAGAAAUGAGUAAUCUGCUGAGAGGGAGGGGCAGGGCAAAAAAGGCCCUGCCGCCCCUAGCUUUUUUGGAUGUAGAGCAGCCGCCAUGAAGAGCAAUAGCACAAGGAAUUCAAUUCAGUCCAAGUGCAGGACGGAGAAGCUGCCUUUUCUUUACCAUUCACUUUAGUUGUACACUAUGUAGUCUGGCCUGCAGUGAAACUUAGCUGUACCCUUGAUACUCUUUCAUCUAGUCGUUAUCGUGGUUACAUGUAAAUUCAUCACAUUUGUAUUUUUUUGGUGCAAAGCUCGCUUAGUGUACG
This is a messenger RNA of Klebsormidium nitens, 1685 nucleotides long. The record is from the annotation of a GenBank genome assembly. NCBI's taxonomy places the organism in Eukaryota, Viridiplantae, Streptophyta, Klebsormidiophyceae, Klebsormidiales, Klebsormidiaceae.